Molecule: messenger RNA, 2421 nt
Organism: Hyaloperonospora brassicae
Lineage: Eukaryota; Oomycota; Peronosporomycetes; Peronosporales; Peronosporaceae
Source: the annotation of a GenBank genome assembly
AUGACGGCACAAGACGCCCGUCAGCCCCUGGACGCGCCAGCCCUGACCGCGUACAUCCACGCGCGCCUCGGCCCUUCCCAUGGCGCUAUCGCGUCCAUUGGCCAGUUCCAACACGGCCAGUCCAAUCCCACGUACCUCGUGACAAUGACCGACUCGAAAGCCGAGUGGGUGCUGCGCAAGAAACCGCCUGGCGAGCUCCUGCCGUCUGCCCACGCGGUCGAGCGCGAGUUUCGGGUCUUGAAAGCCCUCGAGCACACGGAAGUCCCAGUGCCGCGUGCUGUGCUCCUAUGUGAAGACGCUCAAGUCGUCGGCACGCCCUUUUACCUCAUGGAGCACGUCCCCGGUCGGAUCUUUCAGGACCCGUCGCUGCCCGGGGUCAAGCCAAUGUACCGCUAUGCCAUGUACAGCUCAGCAGUGGACGCACUGGCAAAGCUGCACGAAGUGGACUAUAAGAGCAUUGGGUUGGCCGACUUUGGCAAGCCGGACAAGUACUGCCAUCGAGUAGUGGCUCGAUGGAGUCGACAGGUGCAAGGAGGGCACAAGGUGCUCGCAGAGGCAGGAGUGAAGGAACAGACGAAGCUGGUCCAGUUGCAGCACUGGCUAGAACAACAGGCUGACGAAGCUGAGGAGGCGACGACGACGUUGAAUGCACGAGGAGAAGGAGCUGCUUGCCUCGUUCAUGGAGACUUUCGGCUCGACAAUGUGGUUUUCCACCCGACAGAGCCGAGAGUGCUGGCAAUAUUGGACUGGGAAUUGUGCACGAUAGGGAACCCGUUUGCCGAUGUGGCGACGUUGGCCGCAACGUACAGAUUGCCGACCGACGCCUCGAACACGAUCUUGACUCCGGGAUUGUCGGACGCCCCGCUCCGAAAGCUCGGCAUUCCGUCGGAAAGUGACAUGUUGCUUGGAUACUGUCGUCGGGCCAGACGCUAUCCACUGCAUAGUCGGACGUGGAAUUUCUUCAUUGGCAUGGUCGUGUAUCGCUUUGCUGCGAUCAGUCUCGGGGUCUACGCUCGUGCGUUAAUGGGCAAUGCGUCCUCAGCCAACGCUAUGUGUGCGAUCACGACAGUCGAUCGGCUACUGGCACUAAGCGACGUGAUCAUGGACGCUUCGGCUGACAUCUACCCCGAUCUAGAGCUCGAGCACACGCUGCCGUUCCCGAUUCGCCCACAUGCUUUGCAUGCCUAUAAAAGGCUGCGAAAAUUCUGCCACACUCGCGUGUACCCCGCAGAGCAUGUGCAUCUAGACCAAAUUGCCAAGGCACGGGAAAACGGGCGUGUGUGGAGUGUCGUACCGCCUAUCAUUGAGGAGCUCAAGGCCGAAGCCAAAGCACUUGGGCUCUGGAAUCUGUUCCUGCCUCCAUGUGCGGUACCGGCACUCGAUGGCAAGGGCCCCGAUGUCAAAUACGGCGGAGACUUGACCAACGUCGAGUACGCACUCAUGUGUGAGGUGAUGGGGCGCUCGAUCAUGCUGGCGCCUGAGGUGUUUAAUUGCUCGGCACCCGAUUCUGGCAACAUGGAAAUCCUCGCGCGGUUCUGCACGACGAAACAGAAGCUCCAGUGGCUCGUGCCUUUGCUGAACGGGGAGAUCCGCUCAUGUUUUGCGAUGACUGAGAGGCGCGUCGCGUCGUCGGAUGCGACCAACAUCGAAACGAGUCUUGUGCGCGACGAAGAGCACCGGGAGUACGUGAUCAACGGCCACAAGUACUACAUUUCCGGAGCAGGUGACCCGCGUUGCAAGCUCAUUGUGCUCAUGGGCAAACACCCUGAGCGAGCACGCGAGAGUGUGUUCAAGCAGCAGUCUAUGAUCCUCGUGCCAAUGGAUACGCCAGGCGUGCACGUUGUGAGGCCAAUGCACGUGUUUGGGUACGACGACGCACCGCACGGACAUAUGGAGAUGGUGUUCAAAGACGUUCGCGUUCCAUUCAGCAAUCUGCUGCUGGGCGAAGGCCGCGGCUUUGAAAUGGCUCAGGCGCGUCUCGGACCCGGCCGUGUCCACCAUUGCAUGCGCACGAUUGGCGCAGCGGAGCGCUGUCUCGAGCUCAUGGUUCAGCGUGCGAAAACACGCGUCGCGUUUCAGCAGCUGCUGGCGGAGAACGCACUCGUGAGUUCCCAGAUUGCCCUGUCGCGCUGCGAACUCGACAGUGCGCGCCUUCUUACGCUGCAAGCUGCCCAUCAAAUGGAUAAACACGGCAACAAGGCCGCUCAGCAGGCCAUUGCGAUGAUCAAGAUUGUGGCGCCCACGAUGGCACUGAACGUCUGUGAUCGGGCGAUUCAGCUGCACGGUGCUGCUGGCGUCAGUCAGGACUUUUGCCUGGCGUAUCUAUACGCAGCGCUGCGCACACUUCGCAUUGCCGAUGGGCCGGACGAGGUCCAUUUGCGCACGAUCGCUAAGCUGGAGCUGAGUCAGUCAAAGCUGUAG